Vigna unguiculata (cowpea) is the source of this 1605-nucleotide messenger RNA. RefSeq lists its product as uncharacterized. Lineage: Eukaryota; Viridiplantae; Streptophyta; Magnoliopsida; Fabales; Fabaceae. The record is from RefSeq and is a predicted model, not a curated record.
AUGGCUGAGGAACAACCUACGAGGAGGACUUUGCUUGACUACUCGAUGCCAAAUACAAAUAAUUACCAAGGGAGCAUCGUGAGACCUCCUAUUCAAGCCAACAAUUUUGAAAUCAAGCCGACACUAUUACAAGUCAUCCAGCAGAAUCAAUUCGGAGGUGCAGGUUCAGAGGAUCCUAAUUCUCAUUUGGAGAAUUUUCUGGCCAUUUGUGACACUUUGAAGAUUAAUGGAGUUUCAGAUGAUGCAAUCCGCUUGAGGCCUUUUCCUUUCUCGUUAAGGGAUAAAGCUAAAAGCUGGCUUCAUACACAACCUCAAGGUAGUAUUUGUACAAGGGAAGAUAUGGCUACAAAAUUUGAAAGGUACAAGGAGCUAUUGAGGAAAUGUCCACAUCACGCUUUACCAGAUUGGUUGCAAGUCCAAAUAUUCUAUAAUGGUCUUGUACCAUCUUUUAAAGCAAUUCUGGAUGCAGCAAGUGGAGGAUCGUUCAAUUUGAAAACACCUGAGGAAGCUUUGGAGACUUUGGAGUUAAUGGUAAGUAAUGCAAUGAAUAUGCAGUUUGACCGGCAAAAUAGAAAAGCUGGAGUGUUGGAGGUUAAUACUUUGGAUGCUAUCCUUGCCCAAAACAAGUUGUUAACACAACAAAUUACCGAGUUGACGCAGAAGUUGGGGAAUAUGCAAGCAAAAGCAGUUAAUACAACGUCUCUACCAUGUGAUUUUUGUGGAGGAAUGCAUCAAAAUGGUGAGUGCCAAGUAACUCAACAAGAGGCGCAGGUGAAUGCAAUGGGACAACAACAAAAUCAGUUUUCUACUAAUUUUUCAAAUUGGAGGAGCCCACUAAAUAAACCUUGGAGUGGUUCAAAUCAACCCAAUCAACCAAGGCCUCCUUAUCAAUAUCAAGCACAAUCUAGUAACCAAGGAAACAAGAUGUCUACGUUGGAGAGUGCUGUGGAGAAAUUAACUGUGCAAACCUCAACAUUUGUGGAGCAAACUUCUAAUUUUAUGAAUGAGACAAGGACUAAUUUCAAGAAUCAGGAAGCUUCAAUCCGGAAGUUGGAGAAUCAAAUUGGUCAACUUUCACGACAAAUUUCGGAGAGGCCUCCUGGAACAUUCCCCAGUGACACCGUUCCAAACCCAAAGGAGCAAUGUAAGGCAAUUCAAUUGAGGAGUGGGAGGUUGGUUGAAAAUGAGAAAAAGAGUGAGGUGAGUAGCGAGAAAAAUGCACAAGGAGAUGACAUUGUAAAAGAGAGUGAAAAAAAUGAGUGGAAAAAUUGUGAGGAGAAGUGUGAGGAGGAGAGUGAGAGAGAAAAAAAUGAAGAGAGUGAAAAAGGUAAAAUGAGAGAAUAUGUUCCUACAAUCCCAUUUCCUCAAAGGUUGAAGAAGAAAGAUCAAGAGAAACAAUUUGCAAGAUUUCUUGAUGUCUUUAAGAAGCUCCAUAUAAAUAUCCCAUUUGCAGAGGCAUUGGAACAAAUGCCAAGCUAUGCGAAAUUUACGAAGGAUUUGUUGUCUAGGAAGAGGAAGCUGCAAGAAGAUGAAACCAUAAUGCUUACAGAGGAGUGCAGUGCAAUAAUUCAACAAAAAUUACCUCCCAAGUUGAAGGAUCCAUGA